UCGGUGAUGGCGGCGGGGCCUGCGGUUCGCUCUGAGUGCUGACACUGACAGGGACCAUGGACACUGACAGGGAUCACAGAGUUUGUCCCUUGGCCAUACAGCUCCUGCUGUUUGGCAGCACAGGAGAGGUUAAUUAGAGCCCAGGUUCCAAUCCCAGGGCACCCAUUGGAUCAGCACUUGGGGAUACAAACUGACCUUGGGCUCAGGAUGCAGCUGUGAGCAGAGAUUUCCCUGCCAAGUCUGCAGUGAGUCAAGCUCUGCAGAGGAGAUUGUGCCCCAUGGAUGGGAUUGCAGAGGCUCCCUCAGGUCCCCAGCAGGAAUCAUCACUCUCUGCAAGUCCCUGCCAGGAGGUUUAGGUUGGAUAUUAGGAAGCAAUUUCUUCCCAAGAGAGUGAUCAGGCAUUGGAAUGGGCUGGGCAGGGAGGGGGUGGAGUCAGCGUCCCUGGAGAUGUUGAAGGUGAGAGUGGAUGUGGCCUCAGUGCCAUGGUCUGAGAAGCACAGCGGGGUUGGAUCCAGGGUUGGACUUGAUGAUCUCAGAGGUCUUUUCCAACCCAGCUGAUUCUCUGAUUGCCAUUCCGAUGGCAGCACAUGCUUGAGGCUCUAUCCCCAGGGUGAUCGAGAUGUCUGUCCAUAUCUAUCUCCAAGGUUAGUCUGUAAAUGUGUGGUGUUAGAAAAGCAGGCUGAGUUCUGGGCUGGUUGUAGAAGGAGAAAGAAGCCCAGAGGCCAGUGCAAGCUGGCAGCCCUGGGCUUGCACCUGAUGUCCCCUCCCUGUAGGUUCCUGUCCUUGAGCCCAGGCCCUGAGGUGAGGCUGAGAAGUGGCGCGGAGGUGAGGCCAGAGCUGUCCCUGAGGUGAGGCUGAGAAUAAGUGCAAGGCAGAGGUGCUGCUGAGGAAGGAGAGCCCUGUGGUGGGGAAGAAGAAAAGCUGUGAAUGCCCAUCCCUGAGAAGGUGCUGUGUCCAUCCCCUGUGUGCCAGGAUUUGUCUUUCCCAAAGCUUGGGCAGAUGGAGGAGGAGGCUGUGAGGAAGAGGAAGAUGCCUUGGGCCCCCCAGGCAGGCCCCGAGCUGAGGAGGGAGAGCCCGGAGGACAAAUCCCCCCGUGAGACCCUGGUGGGAGAGGCCGUUUUGAAGGGCUCCCCGGUGCAGGAAGGCAGCGGGGAGGAAAAGGGCCGGAGAUCCCCCCACAGGAGGGGCUCCAAAGCCAUCCCAGGGUGCUCUGAGGAGGAAAGAGCCAGCCUGUGCUGGGAAGGCGGCCGGAGCUUGAGGGGGAGCUCCAACCUGGUGGUCCCUGAUCAGCCUCCCAGCAGGGAGAAGACCUUCAGGUGCUUGGAAUGUGGGAAGAGAUUCAGGAAGAGCUCCCACCUGCUCCGCCACCAGCACAUCCACACUGGGGAACGGCCCUACACGUGUAGGGAAUGUGGGAAGGGCUUCAGGGACAGCUCCACCCUGAUCCGACACCUGCACAUCCACACUGGGGCACGACCCUACUCAUGUGGGGAAUGUGGGAAGAGCUUCAGGGACAGCUCCAACCUGAUCCGACACCAGAUGAUCUACACUGGAGAACAGCCCUACACAUGUGAGGAAUGUGGGAAGAGCUUCAGGGACAACUCCAACCUGAUCCGACACCAGCGCAUCCACACUGGGGAGCAGCCCCACAAGUGUAGGGAAUGUGGGAAGAGCUUCAGGUACAGCUCCCACCUGAUCCGACACCAGCACAUCCACACUGGAGAACGACCCUACACAUGUGGGGAAUCUGGGAAGAGCUUCAGUGGCAGCUUCAACCUGAUGCAGUACCAGCACCUCAACACCAGGGAACAGCCCUACAGGUGUGGGGAAUGUGGGAAGUGGUUUCAGACCAGCUCCAAUCUCUUUCAGCACCAGCGGACACACACGGAUGAGAGGCCCUUCCGCUGCACCGACUGCGGGAAGGGCUUCAACCGGAACUCCAACCUCGUCACCCACCGGCGCAUCCACACUGGGGAGAGGCCCUACAAGUGUGGGGAGUGUGGGAAGAGCUUCAACAAGAGUUCUGGCUUGACCAGACACCAAUGGACCCACCAGUAAGGGAAACCCUACCAGUGCCCCAACUGCGGGAAGAGCUUCGGCUGCUGCUUCCACCUCAAAUGAAGCUUCUGAUGCUGAGGCAACCCCUGGAGUCCAGUGACUGUCAGUCCAUCCCUUUCCACCGCAAAGGGCCAGUCCCCUUUCCCAGGGGCAGGUUCUUCCAGCAAAACCCUCCCUGGUGGGGUGUGUGGAGAUUCCUGCCUCGGCUGGGGAUGCCUCCAAGGUCACUGCUGGAGGUUGAAAGCAGAGAUCUCCCCCCGAGCAUUGGUCUGGGAGAGUUCCAUACAACUCUUGUUAAGAAUUCUUGCUUUUGUGCCAACUUGAGUAGAAUUGCUUUAACAAUUGCUUUAGUGUAGAACCCUGUCCUCUCUUAUCCUGUACUCCCGGUAGUUUUAGUGUCUCUAUUGUACAGUAAAUAAUUCUGA
Chiroxiphia lanceolata (lance-tailed manakin) is the source of this 2483-nucleotide messenger RNA. RefSeq names its product zinc finger protein with KRAB and SCAN domains 7-like. The coding region runs from base 928 to 2058 and encodes 376 amino acids. Gene Ontology annotation, molecular function: DNA-binding transcription factor activity, RNA polymerase II-specific; RNA polymerase II cis-regulatory region sequence-specific DNA binding. The record is from RefSeq and is a predicted model, not a curated record. NCBI's taxonomy places the organism in Eukaryota, Metazoa, Chordata, Aves, Passeriformes, Pipridae. The transcript is spliced from 5 exons. Gene Ontology annotation, biological process: regulation of transcription by RNA polymerase II.